This is a messenger RNA of Biomphalaria glabrata, 4766 nucleotides long. RefSeq names its product gamma-secretase-activating protein-like. Gene Ontology annotation, biological process: positive regulation of amyloid-beta formation. Bases 195 to 3173 code for a protein of 992 amino acids. The transcript has 30 exons. Gene Ontology annotation, cellular component: trans-Golgi network. Lineage: Eukaryota; Metazoa; Mollusca; Gastropoda; Planorbidae. The record is from RefSeq and is a predicted model, not a curated record.
AUUUACGUAGAUAUAGAGUCUAAGAAAAAAAAAAAAGAUAAACAUGACUCCGUGAACUGUACCUUGUGAUGUUUACAAAUGAGACGUACCAAAAGACUCGAUCGAUCUAAAUCUAGUCUAUAGAUCUAGGUCUACUAGAUCUAAAAUAUAGAUCUAUUCUAUAUCUGGUAGAUCUAGUUUACUUACGGCUCGACAUGUUCGAGCUCCACACCACAAGCGAUUUAUUAAUAUCCCUUUCACAGUUUAUUUAUAAUUAUCGUCAGAGCAUCGGGGUUCAUGACUUGGUUGUCACUCCAAGAAUUAUAAAUCAGGAAAAAGGUGGAACAGUUAUUUUUGUAUGGAAUGACACAAUUAAGCCCGACUUGUUUGUCACAGUAUUUGGAUUAUAUGAACCAGAAGCACAAAAGUAUUCUGUGAUUUACACUUAUAAAAAACAUGUCAAGGUUGUUUCCUGUUCUGUCAAUAUAGAGAAGACAUUACUAGCAUUUAGUAUUGCCAAAGCAGUUGACCCAUUGGUAGACAAGAAACAAAAAGUUGUGUUCCAAGCCUACUUGGCAGAGCUCCAGUCAGCUGAAAAAAAUGUCUUCUCUCUCAACAUGGAGAGGUCAACAUUUCUCAAAGUUCAGUUCCUUUAUCCAGAGCAGACCAAGUCAUCUCAUAGUAAAGAGUCAGAUAUGUUGGUCUUCUUGCACAAAGAAUCUAUUGGAUUGUAUAAGAUACCGACCGCUCGCAUAGGAGAAAGAGGAAUAAUGAUGAGUGGACAGCCCAAAACUGAACAAAUUGUUCGUAAAUUUGUGUGGUGCCAGUGGGAUGCUCAGUAUCAGCGUCUGCAUUACAUUCACAAUGUCAGGCAAGCAAAUAGUGACACCGUCAGUCAUAGCAUGUGUACACUACAGUUCAAAAACAAUGGCAAGGCGGAGAAUAUGAUAAGCAUACCAAUCAAUUUUCCAUUUCCAUACAUUCGAACUACUGAUAAGCCUCAUUAUGGCGAUAUUCCUUUUCAUACUGGCAUUCCAGAUUUGUCACUGAACAUUUCCGUCUUGACCCAAUCAAGUGGAACAUUCUGUCUUUGUUACCACAAACUAAUGUCUGAUCAGAAAAGUGAACAUGGGCCACAAAGCCCCAAUGAUUAUCAGAAUGUUGAGUACUAUAUCAGCAUGGUCCAUCAUGCUAAAACUCUUUAUGGAUGUGUGUCUAGUCUUCCUAAACAUGUUGUCAACCAGAAGAGAUUAGUCUUCUCGUGGGUUGGGAGUUACCUUCUUGUGAUGUUGCCUGGAUACUUUGUUCACUUGUUAAACGUUGGACCAAGUUUUGAGCCUUGUCACCAUAUUCUCCUUCAUGAUUAUACAUUUGAUUCAGAGUCAUUUCCUCACCCAAGACCUAUAUCAGUAAAAUUUAAUGUUGAAGAUGAGAUGACCUCAAGCCAAACAUCCAGCAUGUCACAUUUCUCAACCUCCUUGACCAGCAGUAUCAGUAGAGACAGACAUUCCUUCAAUUCACUUGCUCAUAAGUCCAUCCCAGUGUUUUCUGAAUAUUGCAGUAACAUAAAGACGCUAUUGCCUUGCCAAGGAUUUGUUCGUGAAUCAGGAUCCAUAGCCCAACACCUGUAUGACUAUCGUAGUGGCUGUAUGCUAAAGCUUGUCCUCAACACUGACCUGAUUCUGGACAGUUUCCAAAAUACAUAUUGGCAGACGCGACUAGCCAUCCUUCAUUAUAUGAUUCUUCAUAACAAAGACUUUUUUAUUGUUAAGAAGCUGUUUGAAAUACUUUGUGACAAUUUGACCAUAUCAGAAAUCAACAGCAUGUUCACAGAAUUUCUAGUUGCUUCAACAUAUGCAGAAAUGAAGAAACAGGUAGACAGAGAGGUUUUGAACCUUUUGGCCUUCACAGCAUCACAGACACUCCGAGGGCAAUAUGAGAAAAACUCAGCUGGUGAGCGCCUGGCUCACAUUUCAUACAUGCCUCUAGAGGUGGUGGACUAUAACAAGAAACUUAUAAAAGACAGUAAGAGUAGGUCUAAAGAGGACUACUGGGAGACACUGAUACGCAGACUCAAGCUUCGACACUCAGAACUGCCAACAAGAUUUGAUCACGUGACAGUGAUGAGAACCUACCGGCAAGCUGAAAUGGAAGAAGCUGGCGGAAAAUUGCUGUGGGAUGCUAUGCAUGUUGAGGAUUCAUUCUUUGAUGGAGUAUACACAUUGAAAAUCACAGAAAUAACUACUUCCAUGAGGAGAUCACUGCUUUCAGAGUCAACUGUCUUAGAUCUUUCAGCUAGCAGUGGCCGCCAAAGUCGAACAGACAUGGUGCUAGGUCCAGCUCCUUUGUUUCUUCAGAGAAAAAUAUCAUCCGAGUCAAACAUUUUUAAGAGGAGAUUGUCAAUGCUGACUGAAGAACUCCUACACAAUCACUUGCUCAAACAUCUACCCAAAGAAUCACAUUCAAAGGCCAGAAAUGUGGCAAAAGAAUAUUUGUACUGUCAAGCUAAAGUUGCUAGACAGUUAUGCCAUUUAAUUUGGAGCCUGCGAGGCAGUGAACUGUCCCAGCAGUUAGAUGAUUCCCUUCUGCCAAAUCUACAGUCACCAGGGACUAAUGAUGAGUAUGAACUGUUUCAACUGUUUGAAAGAUUUUAUUUGACUGUCAGUGACCUUGGAUAUCCAUUUCCUGCUGGUUUCUCAAGUUUUUUGACUGCUCUGGGAUUCAAAUGUCUGGAUAUACACUUGUUCUUUCAAUAUGUGGACAAUCAUAUUUUGAUACUGACUCCUGAUUUCAUUCUGCAGGUUCUCAAAGACUUGCCAGAUGAUGCUGAUGCUGAGAUUCCUUUAAUCAAAUAUCAGAUUAUAUCAAGGUUGCCACAGCCAUUUGCUGAUGAAUGCUUUGAAAGAUGGGAUCAUCCUAUGUCUAAGGAGCGCAGGGCUAGAAACCAAGUUUCCCAGAUUCUUUUAAGAGCUCCUAAUGUUCUUAAAGAGAAUCCAAGUCAGCAUAGAUUACCUCCCUCUGCCAUAACCUCAACAUUUCCUCCCUUGUCUACAUUCUUGAAACACCUGGAGUUGGCAGCAUCCAAUAUUCAAUCCAACAGGCCGAUUCCAUUUGAUCCUCAACUUGUUGAGUCUGUGGCUCUGCAUCACACACGGACAAAAACAAAUGUGGACCUGUCAUUGGUCAGUUUUUAGAAAGUUGUGUUUUAUAGAUUUUAAAGGAUGUUGAUUUUGUUUUUCAGUCACAUUAGUUUGUAUUAAUUUAUAGCAUUCAAAUAUUUUACAAAAAUAUUCUCAAAGAAACCAUUUAAUAUCUUGAUUACUUCAAAAAGAUUGAUUAUUGUAUUUUGAGCAGUUGUUUGUUGAGUCAUGAAUUUGGCACUAUUUAUUAUGCUUGUCAUAAUUUAUGUUUUAUCUUUUUUUUUAUAAAUUUAUUUAUUCAUUUUUUUUUUGAAACUGCAUUCAAAUAAUGUUGGCUGUGUGAUAUUAUUUUUUAUUUCACUAACUAAUGAGAUUAAUUGUACAUAAUUAUUUUGUCUGGUUGUUUUUUUACUUUAAACACAAGAUAUAUAAGAAUAAUUGUGGUGCUAUUACAAGAUCCAUUUUUCAACUUUCUUUUAACAUCCAGUACAGUUAAAAAAAGAAAAGUACUUCUUUCAGACCUUGUGAUCUAACAUCCAACGCUGGGUUAUAAAUAUAUUAACCCUAGUGUUGGCAGUCCUGUUUAAAAUGAGAAACGGUGACACCUUCAUAAGUUAGCCAAGUAGGGACACUAUUUUCUCUGUUUUUAUUUUCUGUUAUAUAAACAUGUUGGCUAAUAUCAUUGCUGCCCUGAACAGUUGCAAAGCCCUGGUAUUGUAGAAUUUUUGUUAAAGUUGGGAUUUAUUAAAAGAAUCAAAGAUGUCUGUUUUAAUCAUAUGUUCUUCUCAAACUUUUUUUUUAAUCCAAUAUUUUGCUUAACACAAUCAGAUUAUUGAAAUGUAUGUUAGAAUACUUUCUUCUUGUUUCAUUUUAAUUAUAACUUCUUUGUACACAAGGCCAUACACUUUUAUACUAUAGUGUUGUAAAUAAUUGAAUAGGAGCCAGUUGGUUGCUUAUCAUUACUGAAACACAAGGUUGUGAAUAAGGGAAAAUGUGCUUCCCAAACCUAUCUCCAUAUGUUUUGAGGCACAAAGCAAAAAGGAAACUUUUGUCCUAGCCAUACAACUCUAUUGCUCCAACUCCAGUACUGAUCAAACUUCUUCUUUGAUGUCUAACUGUAAACACAUUAAUGUUCUUCAUGUUGCCCUAGUGUGUGUUUUUUUAAAUACAGUUGCAUUGAGUUUUGUUUAGUAAAGGCUUACAAAUAUAUCUUCACCUGCUCAGCUCACACCACUCCUGAGUAUUAAAUUUUCAACUAAAAUUAGGGAAGGGACUAUAUAUUAUAUUUCUACCUAAUGUCUUUUUAAUUAUAAUUUUUUUUUCCUAGUGAGAUAUUUUUUAAAAAUUUUAAUUAGUCUUUUGUUUCAAUGGAAUUUUGGCACAUUUCUUUAGGCUAUACCAUGAUUGGCUUGGAAAAAAAAAAAAAAAAGAAGCCAGUUAUGUUGUUUGUUUUUCUGUUACUUUAUUUCAUUAUUCCAUUUCGGCUCAGAUUUUGAAGACUUAAUCUGUGGAGAGAAAAAUAAAGUUUGAUGUUGUUAUAAACUUUACAAUGUAAGCCAUGUGCUUUUUUCAAAGUAAUUUUGUCUGUUUAUUCAUAAUGUUAUCAAAUAGUAGAAGAGAACAGAACUUGUUAUAUUGUGAACCCAA